Exophiala aquamarina CBS 119918 is the source of this 1452-nucleotide messenger RNA. RefSeq lists its product as uncharacterized. The transcript is spliced from 2 exons. The coding region runs from base 1 to 1452 and encodes 483 amino acids. The record is from RefSeq and is a predicted model, not a curated record. Lineage: Eukaryota; Fungi; Ascomycota; Eurotiomycetes; Chaetothyriales; Herpotrichiellaceae.
AUGCGCUGGAUAGAGAAGUUUGAUGAUUUACGUCUGGACAUAGUUGGUAUCAUCGCCGUGCUCGGAGAGGGAUCUGUGACAAGAAACGCGCAAGUCACCGGGUUGACAUGGUGGUCAACCAUUCCAAGGCUUCUCCCAGCGCCACAAGCAUUACUUGAACAUGAACGAAAAUAUCGCCUGCCCACAGCCACAGGAGUCGUCGCUGGCGCGUACUCCGGUACGAUAAAGAAAGAAAUCAACUUUUUUGCCCAAUUACUACAUCCAAAACAACUGGCGGACUACGAGGUCGAGCUUGUCCAAGUAACGCGACGAAAGCAACAGGUGCGUUCAUUUGGCCCGAAACAAUACGGCCCGUUGUUCUUCGUCUCGUGGCUAGGGUUUGCCAUGGCUACGGGACUGAUAGCUCUGUCCGUAUACUACAAAGAUGGGUUCUCCUUGUUGGCGACCAUCAUGCUUUCAAUGGUGAGUUCGUUUGCGGGAUUGGGCACGCAUUGGGAUUUGGUGUUUCAGGAACCCACCCUUGAUGCUAAGCGUGACAAAACGUUGCCUAGAAGCGAUGUGUUGAUAUAUUAUCCAAAUGGAGCCAUCCGAGUUAUUCGAGCGGAAUCUGAAAAGGUGGCACGACUAUAUUUCCAAACAGAGCAUGCUGAAUAUAUCAUCGAUGAUACGCCUUAUCGAACUUUAGCUUUGCUCUCAACGAUUAUGCUUAUGGGCGGAGUGGUGUCACUAGCCAAUUCUCAGAACAUCCUUCAAGUUGCCUUUGUAGCCACAUAUUUCACGCUGAACGCGGUGUACUGGGCGGUGUCUGCGUUGAAUCCGUUCACAUUCCAUUGGCAACAUGCUUAUAAAGUUGACGUUCUUCCAAUCAAACGACCGACAGAGCUCAGCACGGAGCAAGAUAGACUGGGCGGAACUGCCGAACUGAAAAUGAAGGUCAAAAAGUUGUGGCAUCGCUUUCAAAAUGCGUGGGUACUCUCCAAGAGACAAGAUCGGGCUAAGACAAUGGUCCCGACAGAAGCAAGAAACUUUACCGCAGCAUUAUGGACAGCAAUCGCCUUGACAGGUACAACUCAAUGGUUGAACGAAGCGACAGCCAUAGCACCCAUGAACGAUGUUUGGAGGGCUUGGCUUGCAGAGGCUGAGGAGCACAUUACAACCUAUGAUAAAUGGGAAGGACGCUUCAAGCUCCACCGACGGCCCCGCAUUGCAACGGGGUUGGAUUGGACCUUCACAGCAGCGACUUCGAAGCAUAAAGAGGAAGCCUUGCAAAGACGGCAAAUCAUGAUCGCGUCGUGGGACUAUCAAGGCGCGCUCACCAGGAUCCUAGCCGAGUAUGCAGGACAGACCCGAAAACCCAAUCCAGAUGAGACUGAGGACGAGGAUGAGGUGGAUGAGCUAUCUUCUGCUUCCGAAAAGAGUACUGCUUUUCCGAGGCCAGUCCUUGAAGUGUAA